Pseudopipra pipra is the source of this 15157-nucleotide messenger RNA. RefSeq names its product ALF transcription elongation factor 3 (gene AFF3). Gene Ontology annotation, cellular component: super elongation complex; nucleus. The coding region runs from base 276 to 4019 and encodes 1247 amino acids. Gene Ontology annotation, biological process: regulation of gene expression. The record is from RefSeq and is a predicted model, not a curated record. Lineage: Eukaryota; Metazoa; Chordata; Aves; Passeriformes; Pipridae. The transcript has 21 exons.
GCCGAGCCGAGCCCAGGCGAGUCGAGCCCAGCCGCGCCGCUCGCACAAGAGCAGUGGCACCGUGUGCUCGCUUUUGGGGGGGAGCGUGUUUGCUUUCCUUUUAGGGGGAAGCGGGAGGAAGGUGGCCGUGGGGGUCCGUCCCUGCCCGCGCGUGUGCGGAGAGGGGCCGCCGGCAGCGCCGGGGGUGCUCCGCGCCCUCGCCCUGCCCGCGGUGCAGUUACGAUGCGCCCCGGACGCCGUGUGGUUGCAGCGCGCCGGCGCUAACAUCGCUCACCAUGGACAGCUUCGACUUAGCUCUCCUUCAGGAGUGGGACCUGGACUCUCUAUGUGUCUAUGAGCCAGAUAGAAAUGUGCUGCGAAGGAAAGAAUGGGAAAGGAGAAAUCAGGAGGCCCAGCAGGAGGAUGGCACAUUUAAUACGAGCUAUUCCCUCUUCAGUGAACCAUACAAGACUAACAAGGGGGAUGAGCUUUCCAAUCGCAUCCAGAAUACGUUGGGCAACUAUGAUGAAAUGAAAGACUUGUUAACUGACCGAUCAAACCAGAGCCAUCUCGUUGGGGUUCCAAAACCUGGGGUUCCUCAGACGUCUCUCCCCAAGCCUGAUGACCAUUUUAUUGCAGACUCAAGACUGCCACCUCCUCCUCCCAUUUCGAGCACUACUUCUUCCAAACCAUCAUCCCUAGCUGCCCAGCAGAGCAAAAGUACCACAAUGGGCUGGCAGAAGACUGGGCGUAAUGCCGCUUCAGAUGGCCAGCAGAGAGUGAGCAAACAUGGACACCGGUCGCUGGAGUCACACAAGGGUGACUUCAAGUUGGCGAACCAAAAAUCCAAUCUGGAGAAACUAAAACGCUAUGCAUCGAGUCCCACCUCCUCUUCCUCCACUUCCUCCUCCUCCUCCUCCUCCUCCUCCUCUUCCUCUUCCUCCAAUACUGCCCAGCAAAGCUCACUGAGGGCCACGUUAGGAGACAACAUCAGUAGAGUGCAGCAGCCAGCAAAGCUCAGUUGUAGCUCAGAAGGAGGAACUCAAGCACAAGAGAGGCCAGCAAAGCAUGGUGGUGGGCACUGCGUCCAAAACUUCCCACCCUCUCUUGCUUCAAAGCCCAGUCUCGGUCAGCAGAAACCAACAGCUUAUGUAAGGCCAAUGGAUGGUCAAGACCAGGCUCCUGAUGAGUCUCCAAAGCUGAAGUUACCAGCAGAGACGACCAAAUCAUAUAGGGGAGUGCCUUCCAACAAGCCUGAUUCGGCCAGGCCCAAGUCCAAGAUAGCCAAGUUCAACAUUCCUAAGCAAGAAGAAGACAGUGGAACAGGAGAUAACAGCUGCAUUGAAGAAAUAUUACGGGAGAUGACCCAUUCCUGGCCUCCACCACUGUCAGCUAUUCACACACCAGGAAAGGCAGAGCAAAGCAAGUUUCCCUUCUCAAAUAAGGAGUCACAACAGGGAUCUACAGGACACAGCAAUACAAGGAAAAGUGAUGUAGAGCCAAAGAGCCCAGAGAAAAGCGCAACCCAUACAUCAAUGCUAGAAGAUGACCUCAAGUUAAGCAGUGAUGAAGAAGAGAAUGACCAGCAGGCAGCACAGAGAUCUGCUCUCCGCGUUCUAUCUGACAGCCUGGUGGUGCCACAGCCCAAUGCCCGAGCCUCAGGACUCUCCAGCAAGGGGUCAAGCAGCAGCAGCUCCAGUGAAUCCGAGACCAGCUCAGAGUCUGACUCAGAGAGUGAAAGCAGCUCCAGCGAGAGUGACGGCAGCAAGCCCUCGCAUUACUCCAGCCCAGAGCCCGAGCCGCCGUCGUCCAACAAGUGGCAGCUGGACAAGUGGCUGAAUAAAGUUACCACGCACAAAGCACCCAUCCUAACCCACCAAGAUGGCCCAGCGCUGGAAGCCCAUCCCUACUACGGCCGCGUGAAAGUCGAGCGGCAGGAAAGCGAGAAGGCCUCGGCGGAGGGUCCGGCCGAGCACCGCAGCGGGGAGAGCCGCACCGCCACCGCCGCCGGGGACGGGCCGCGGCCCAGGACCGCCAGCAAAGCGCCCGGCAGCAAGGGCAGCCGGCAGAAGUCACCCCUCGCUGCCGACGGCGCGCCCCCGAGGCGGGCAGCGGGCAAGAAGGCACCGCGGCGAGCCGAGAGGACCCCCGCCGGAGACGGUCCCCACUGCCCCGGCGCAGAGGAGCCCCCCCGGAGCCACAGCUUCCCUGAAGGCGCUGCUGGUGAGGCGCCGAGAGCCCGGCCCGGCGGCACCGGCAGCGGCGGGGGCUGCAGAGCGGGGCAUCGCCGGGAGCCCCGCUCAGCUGCAGCUGGUGAGAAGCGUCGGGCCCGGGGGCCGAGCAAAACGGCGCCCAAAUCCAAGGAGUUCAUCGAGACCGAGUCUUCAUCCUCUUCAUCCUCCUCUGACUCCGGCUCUGAGUCGGAGCGGGAGGAGCGCCCGCUGCCCAAGGCGCCAGCGGCAGCCGGGUCCGAGCCGCGUGCCAAGGACGCGGGGACCGGCACCGCCAGCAAACCCCACGGCGGCUGCAGUGCCUUUGGCUCAAUUAAUGCCAGGACUAGUACUGAAAUAGCAAAGGAGCUGGAGGAACAGUUUUACACCCUGGUUCCUUUCGGUAGGAAUGAGCUCCUGUCUCCUCUGAAAGACAGUGAUGAGGUAAAGUCGCUGUGGGUCAACAUUGACUUAGCUCUUUUGUCCAGGAUUCCAGAGCGUUUGCCCGAAGAACCGCUGGCCAUGAGCGCCGAAGCAAACCAGGCGGCCAGCCUCCCGCAGGGUAGUAGUGCUGAACCCCCCGCAGAGAAGGGUUUACCGAAAUCUAGAAGGAAACGCAAGUGUGAGAAUGAGGAGGAGUGCAGAGACAUCAAGAAAACUCACUUAGAACAAGAGAGUUCUUCACGAUUAGCUGCCUCAGCCCACAGCAUCACAACAGCAAAUCACUGCAAUAUGAAUGAAAAUAGCUUGGCAAUACCAAUAAAUAAAAAUGAGAAAAUGCUUCGGUCACCCGUCUCUCCCCUCUCUGAUGCAUCAAAACACAAAUACUCCAACGAUGAUUUAACUUCCUCCAGCAGACCUAAUGGCAGCAGUCUAUUACCUUCCAUCUCCUCCAGCAAAAAGCAAAAGGGUGAAAUCCAGUCGCAGCCACAUCCCGGAGACUUCAAUAAAGCAAUUCACCUCAAUUCAGAAAAUGUUCUUCUCUGCAAUAAGCCACAGUCCCAAACACAGCCUUGGUCACCUCUGUCCAGCACACCCAGGGACUGCAGAAGGACAAAGCUUAUCUUUGAUGAUAUGCCACGCAAUGCAGAUUACUUUAUGCAGGAAGCUAAACGGAAGAAGCAUAAAGCAGAUGCAAUGGUGGAGAAGUUUGGAAAGGCACUGAAUUAUGCAGAAGCAGCGCUAUCAUUUAUUGAGUGUGGAAAUGCAAUGGAACAAGGCCCAAUGGAAUCUAAAUCCCCUUAUACCAUGUAUUCAGAAACAGUUGAACUCAUCAGGUAUGCAGUGAGACUAAAAACCCACUCAGGCCCCAAUGCCACGCCAGAAGACAAACAGCUGGCAGCAUUAUGUUACCGCUGCCUGGCUCUUCUGUACUGGAGGAUGUUCCGACUCAAGAGAGACCACGCGGUCAAGUAUUCAAAAGCGCUUAUUGAGUAUUUCAAGAAUUCAUCAAAAUCUGCACAGAACCCGUCUCCUUGGGGUGCCAGUGGAAAGAGCACAGGAACUCCAUCACCUAUGUCCCCCAGCCCAUCUCCAGUCAGCUCUGUAGGAUCCCAGGGGAGCACAGGGGCCCCUUCCCCAUCUCCUAUCAUCAGCAUUCCUCAGCGCAUUCAUCAGAUGGCCGCCAACCACGUCAGCAUCACCAACAGCAUCCUCCACAGCUAUGACUACUGGGAGAUGGCUGACAACUUGGCCAAGGAAAACAGAGAUUUUUUUAAUGAUUUGGAUGCAUUGAUGGGACCUAUCACCUUGCACAGCAGUAUGGAGCAUUUAGUUCAGUACACUCAGCAAGGACUUCACUGGGUGCGGAAUAGUGCUCACUUGUCAUAAUGACUGCUUGCCAUUCACAUGGACAGUAUACCUUUCAUGGAUAACUCAGUUAUUCUGGACACUGUGCUACAGAAAUAGUCAGCCACAGCAUUGAUCCAAACAAAGGUGAAUAUUUCUUCAAUACUGAGCAAAAUUUUUCUGACUGUAGACAUGUAUGUGUGCAGCAGUACAAUAUACAGUGAUGUCUCUUCAGAAUGAAUUGUUUGUUCUACAUCACUCUCAAAACAUUUCCAUACACUAGAAAUACUAUAAAGAACUGAUCUUGAUGCACAAAACAUACCCUUUCUAUUCUUGUACUAAAAAACUCAAAAACCAAAAUCUCACGGGUUGAUUGAGCCGAGUGCAAUAAGCACAGAUCCCUAUUCAGGAAAGCUCAGAACAGAUUCUUAACUUUAAGCUGGUACUGAAAUCCUGAUGACUUCAGCAGAGCUUAAGCACAUACACAAGGGCUCUCCUGAACUGGAAUGAAUGAGGGCAAAUUAUAGACAUGGAGAACUUUUACUGCGAGCAUGGGCACGUCACAGAAGUUUCAGUAUUAAUGUGCCAUCUCCCUGUUACUUCUCCACUGGAGCACAGAGAGGAGUUGUGUAGCCCCAUUAAGUCAGACAAAGAUGGCAUUCCUUCAUGUGCAAUAAGUUUCAACAAAUUGCAUGCGUUUCUUUAUCUCCUGUCUUUUUAAGUAACUUUAUCUCUCGUUCAGUUCCUCACCAACAGUACAACCUACGGUAUCAAGCAAAAGGCCUGAAAACAGAUAUGCUGAUAGCAAGAACUUAAAAGAGACAGUGGAAAAUUGCAUUUUGUUACUGACAGUAAAUAGAUAAUGAAAAAAUAUGGCAAACAGCAAUCCACUUAGGAAAGAAAAUGUGUUAAUUUCAGCUGCACACACACAGAGACAGAUAUUUAUAACAGUUGUUGGCUUUCCAUGGGAAGGCUCCAUCCUGCAGAUUUUGACUUUCAUAUCUUUUUCAUCUAGCAGAAGCUUGCAGCAUUUUCUUCCAAGCUGUAUGGGAGCAUUACAUGCAAUUUCCUUUAUCUGGGAAGCUGAGUUUGCUGCUCAUCAGGCUAAGAACUGUUUCCUAUCAUAAUCCUCUCACUCUCCAUGCAUAAUCCUCAACUAGGCUUUAACGCUUCUUGAUUUAUGGGAUGUUUUCAGUUCUUGUUGACAGGCUGUGUUUUUCAUGCCAGAAGAAUUAAUCCCACAAUAAUUGGAGUUUAAUUUGGGUCAGCUGAGGUCAAGGCCAGUUCAUAUCAACUGUGCUUGCAUUCAGUGCAUUUUUGUUCAUUUUAAGUGAUUUUUGCAUAUUUAGGGAUGUUUUUCUGUAUUGGAAAUAUAAUUUUUUUGCAAUCAGAUUUGCAGCCUUUACUCCAAUCAUCAGUUCCAGUGACUUCCAAUGGACUGUUCUUGUCUGAGUCACUAGUUAGACCCUUUCAUUAUUGUUUUCUGAUCUCAUUUACAUACAUAUUAAGGAAAUUUGAGUACAAAAGACACUUUCAAUAGAAGAUACAGGUAGAAGUAGCUACUGAUAUAAAUGGUUGAUUAAAUGGUCCUUGCUGCCUUUUUUUUCUUCCCUCAUUUUUGAAGAGCUGCAUUCUGAAGAAAGGUACCAAACAAUGCAGUAUGAUUUCUCAGUAAAAUGUCUUCGGUAGCACAGGUUGUAUGUAAAGAUGGGCUGGUGAGCACCCUGAGCCCCACAUAGCUGUGAUUUUGGCAAGGCUCCUUAGCAUAACUCCAGCUAUUGCUCAGGCUCAGAGCCUUCACUGUGUUCUUUGGAGCAGCUCAGCAGGGUAGCUACCAAGGAGCUGCUCAGCCCCAAGACAUCCUGGGACGAUAUUUAUGUGCCCAUCAGUGCUCAGAUACUUCCCCCACAAGAGAAGUCCUGAGCUCAGCUGUGGUCACCUCUUAGCAUGGACUUGAGUGUUAGAGGGUGGCUGGCUCUAAGAGUGAACACAUACAUGCCUUUAAAUGACAAAAUACACAACCUCUGAGUCCUCCUGUCACUCUUAACCUUGGCUGUUACCCAUCCCAGAAGGAACACAGUUUGUUUUGUCACAAGUAUUGUGGAGAACUUGAUCGGUGCCUUUCUGUUUAUCACUUGCCUAAUCUCCAGCUGUGGAAGUCUGUCAGGAUAUACUAGACUAGUAGCAACAGAUUCUGUCAGCUGCUUCAAUACCAUAUGAAGGUACUGUGGAAUUUCCCCUCAGAUCAGGAAAGUGAAAUUCCAGUUAGAUUAGCUUUUGUUUUCUUUGACGGUGCCUAUGAUGUUUAUCUUCAGAUAAGUUUGAGGUUUUGGGAGCCCUUUCUGCUAUUUAAUGUUGAGAAAUUUUAGAAGUGACAUAUAUUACUUGCCUUAAAUGGAGUUUAGUUUUCUUGCACAUGUGGCAUUUGAGUUUCAAAUAUGGAACUUUGAAGCAUGUUUAUUUUACUAAGAUCGGGAUAUUUUUAUUAAUCAUGAUGAACUCUUUAUAUGUAUAUAAUAUGUCAAGAAACUUCAAAGAAAUGCAAGAAUUAAUGCUGUUCUGUUGUAACAUUUCCAAGUAUUAAGGAUUCUUGCAGAUGAUUGUUCUUUCCUGUAUGUUGUUCUCAUAUUGAAUUAUUUUGGCUGAAUACUCAUUGUUUCCAUGGAAAAACACACUGGUUUUUAGCGUUUGUGCGGGCAUCAUCUGUGUUGUCUGAUGAGAAUGCUGAGCCUUAAUUUCUAGUGGUUCAACAGGAUGAAUGGAUUAGAGGGUUUGGCUUUCUCUCCAUAGGGUUUCUUGCAGCUAUACUAUUUUGGUGAGGUUAUUUAGAAUACUCUUCUGUUCAGGCUAUUUGCCUGAGGGCUGUGGCUGAUUAGAUGACUGAAUGUGGCACAGUGACAACACUUCAUUUGAUCUUCUUAGGGCCUGGUCUGAAAAAGUGCAUGUGACUUUCAGGUCUGGUCCAGUUAAGCAUAUGCUCCACCUUAAGAACCUGAAUAAUAUUAGGCUCUUCACACUGAGACACUCAGUGUGUUCUGGAUAGGACCAGAGGAGACUGUCUUUCUUUGGGGCUCCAUGAAAAACAAUGACUCAUUUUAGUCUGUUGUGAAAGUCCGGGAAUGUGCAGGUUCUUUGUGCCAUAGCAAUGUCCAGGUUCAUUUUGAGAAAGUAAGAAGUCAUCCCGUACAAAUCCAGAAGAAUCACAGAAUCACAGAAUAUGCCGAGUUGGAAGGGACCCAUAAGGAUCAUCGAGUCCAACUCUUGGCCCAGCACAGGACAUCCCAAGAAUCACACCAUGUGUCUGAGAGCGUUGUCCAAACGCUUCUUGAACUCUGUCAGGCUUGGUGCUGUAACCACUUCCCUGGGGAGCCUGUUCCAGUGCCCAACCACCCUCUGGGUGAAAAACCUUUCCCUGAUAAGUAACCUAAACGUCCCCUGACUCAGCUUCAUGCCGUUCCCUGGAGUCCUGUCACUGGUCACAAGAGUGAAGAGAUCGAUACCUGUGCCUCAAAGUCCCUUCAUGAGGAUGUUGAAGACCACAAUGAGGUCUCCCCUCAGUCUCCGCUUUUCCAGAUCAUGCCUGGAAGGAGAAAUUUGCUUACAGAGGCUUCUGAAGCAGUAAGGGUUGGUAAAGAAAUGGGACGGAUUCAAAGGAAUUAGGUAUUGCAGAUGGAUGUGACAAAUGCAGAACAGCCUAUAGGAUCUUCACAGAGAGCAAGAUCAUACAGACUCCUUGGCCUUAAUCCUUUACAGUAUUCCAUCAUGGCAUGAGUGACAGGUAAGAACAAAGCAUAUGCAGAGGUUCAGUUGUGGCCAAAAGUCAGACAUGUCCUCCCAGUCACAUGACAGGAUACCCAAAACUCUUGUUUGCCUAUUUCUUUUGUCCAAAUACCACGGGGCUCCAAAGGAAGAGAAUAUAGUGAACAGAGGACCAUAGGUAAAGGAGAUUAAGAAGAUCAAGCCCUAAGUGUAGAUACACAUAUGUAUAUACUGUAAAUCUAAAUAGUCAUAAAAGUCACUCGGCAUGAAGGAUAUGACUAGUGCCUACCAUUGAUCAUCAAGUACUCAUCACUGAGCAGCCAUAUCACCUCAGAAGUGCAGUAGCUGUUGUCAAAAUAAUUUGUGUAGCUAAUUAAUUUAUACGAAAUGCACCUUUGGGACUGUGCCAUAGUAUCUCUUUUGUAAUACAAUUGUUCAACCAUUUUUCAUGGCUACUGAUUCAAAUCUACAUCACUGAAAUGUCAGGAUAUCUUUUCUUCCCUAGAUGAGAACAUAUACUUAGACCUGGCUAAUCUGUACUUAGUUUAUCUACCCAAGAGACUUUAGCAGUCACCAGCCUUAAUGCAUGUUCAGUAUAUACUAUUCAUUGACUUAGUAGUAGUUUUUAAUCCAAAUGAAAUUGGAAUUUGCAAAAUGACUUGGAUUAAUGGCAUCUGCCUAAGAGAUCCUGCAGAUGUGACAUUAAAUGAUUCAUGAUUUUAGGCAGGAAAGGUUGAAUUUUAUGUAAAUAACAGUGGAUGAAUUCCUUGAUCUUUUUACUAGACGAUUUUUUAAAAUUAAAAGAUUGUCAAAGCAAUAUGUUUUUUUAACUCUCCUAAAUUUUCUGGUGGGUCAUGGGUUCAUAGUAAAAGCUAUAUUAAGAACAUCUCCUUCUGCAAUAUGCCUUGCCUUUACAUAAUCCUCUUAAUGCUUAACAUGUCAGAAAGAAAUGUUUCUUUUUCAGAGCGAUAGCAACAUUUCCCUCCCCCAUUCAGGGAGAAUCCUCAAACUGAAGAAUAAAAUCUCCUGGCACAGUAGAAAUACAAACAAUGCUUGAAGAAUAUGGAGUUGUUAAUGUAACAACUGAAGUUUGGCUGGUGCAGAUCUAACAUGCCUCUCAUUUUGGUAUAUUUUUGUUAGCAUACACAUAUUUGAACUCAUUGUGUUUGAAACUAAGGAAUUAGUCCGAUUUUCAUGUCUUAAAAAGGCCUGGUUGGUCUGACGAGUAUCAUGAUUAUAAUUUUUACGUUAGCUUAUGUACUGUGCACCAAGGGCUGGGAAGGCAUGUAACCACAGAAAAUUUGUCAGAAUGCUUUCAGAAAAGCAUUUGGAUGAUCUGUCUCAAAAAAUACAGAACGUCUCUCAGCCAAUAUUGUUAGCAUGAAAAUUUGGCUACUUUGAUGUGUCUCAUAUAGCUGCCAUUUGCCCUCAGUAAGGCCAAGACUCCAUUUCCAGCAUCACUGGUGCUGUAAAUUGCUCCUAAGAUUAAUUAACAAACUGGGAAAGUCACUUUAGGCCCUGUUUGUGCUAACCUGACUAAAGCUACAUAGAGGAAAACCACUAAGAUUUAGAGCAUCCAGGGCUCUGUUGUUCUUUCAAAAGACUACAGUUUUCCUCAGUGAGACAGGUGGGAUCCAGUUGGGGCUACUUCUUCAGUUGGGGCUAUUUCUCUCCCUCCAUUUGCUGUCUGGCUCUGUUGCUCUUGGCAGCCCACAAGUAUGCCUGCACUUUCAGGGGUGUUUGAUAAUUUGGCAGUCCAAGCUACCUUUUAAAUGAGGUGCUGGAGCACAGAGCAAGUAACUCACAGGUUGCGUAAAGGGCCUUGCUUUUGCCCCCCAAACCAGCAGCAAAUACAGGAAGGCUCACUUGCUUUUUCAGUCUGUGAGCUUGAAUCUCACACAUCGUAGCUUGAAGCCCAGCCUCAUCGCUGCUGCCCUUGAAGGAUUCCAGAGGGUCCAAGGGAAAUAACAGAAUUAGGGGGAAAAGGGGGGAUUUCCUCUGUCCCAAGGCACUUAUUCCCUUUUUGGGAGCGAAUAGUGAACAACAUGGAUGAUAAGGCACUCAGGUCUCAUGUUUCUCGUAUAUACUAACAUGGGGAUACUUAACACUUAUCUGCCUCAUAGGGCUUUAUGAAAAUUAAUUAAUGUUUGCAAAUCACUUUGUAUCCUCAGAAGGAAAGUGCUGUAGAAGAGCUAUGGAAAAAACUGCUAAGUACAGUGGAUGAAUUUUGCCCCUGAGUCCAGAGCUACAAGACCCUCAAAAUCCUUAAAUACGGUGUAAGCUCUUGAUAUAAGCACCAGAGAGAAUAAAACUUUUGCUUAGUGCUGAGGGGAGUCACAGCCUAGGUGAAAUUGCCAUUCCCAUAGUAUCUAUAACUAUGAUCCUGGUAGAGAGCAAGAAUUACAAGCAUACAUAAGGAGACAAACAGCAUAGGUUUGCCAAGUGUUGCAUGGCCAUCGAAGAAUUUCACAUCUUUUUAUGGCUUUCAGCCACUUUGUAUUUCUGCGGAAGAAAUUUGUACAAAGUGUGUUUCUCAUAACAGCUUCAGAAGUGUUCAAAUAUUUGUUAUUCCAAAUCCAGCUUCAAAUAACUUCAAAUCAAUGGAAAUUUUCUCUUAGAACGAUGCACUGCAGAGAGAACUAGUUGCUUAACAAAACAUUAAAAAAAAAGUCUCUCGUAAGAAAAUAUGUGUCUGAUGCACAUUGUGAGUAACUGAACUGGGAAGUCAGAGAUGCACUGGGAGCAUAAUAUGGUAGUUACCUUCCCAAAUCACACCAUUGUUAGCCAGCAUCCCCAAGUCAAACUCUCAGCUUUUUUCUGACACAUUACAAGUAGAAGUCAUCAAUAAAGCACUUCACCAAGGAUUGAACACCAGUCAAAUCAACAAAAUGUUUCUAUUGUGGUUCAUGUUAUUCAGUCAAUACUAACAAGUCCUUCCUUGGCACUAAAUACCUUUGCUCCUCCACUUGGCAUUCUUAGAUAUGGAAUUCUCACCCUAUCAACAGACAUCAAAGGAAACACUUCCGGCAGGAACUAGUUAGACAUAGGUGAUAUUUACCAAAGGACAAGCCCUUCUUAUUCUUUUUCUCACUUCCAUUUUGGAAUAUAUUUCUAUUGAAAAAGGGUAUUUUCAUUUGCAGUUUAGAAUUAUCAUAGAAUCAUAGAAGGGUUUGGGUUGAAAGGCACCUAGUUCCAACCGCCCUGCCAUGGACAGGGACACCAUCCACUGGACCAGGCUGUUCAAAGCUCCAUCCAACCUGGCCUUCAACACUUCCCAUAUAUGUGGCAUCCACAACUUCUCUGGGCAACCUGUUCCAGUGCCUCACCAUCCUCAUUGUGAAAAUUUCUUCCUUAGAUCUAAUCUAACUCUAACCUCUUUCAGUUGAACACUGUUGCCCCUUGUCCUGUCACUACAGGCUCUGGUAAAAAAUCUUUCUGCACCUUUCUUAUAAACUCCCUUUUUGUAUGAAAAGGUCACGGUAAGAUCUCCCCAGAAUCUGCUCUUCUCCAGGCUGAACAACCCCAGCUCUCUCAGCCUGUCUUUGUAGGAGAAGUGCUCCAGCCCUCUGACCAUCUUCAUGGCCUCCUCUGGACCUGCUCCAACAGGUCCAUGUCUUUCCUGUACUGAGUAUGCAGAUCUGGACUCAGUACUCCAGGUAGGGGUCUCAUGACAGCAGAGUAGAGGGGGAGAGUCACUUCCCUCAACCUGCUGGUCAUGCUUUUUUGGCUUUGUGGGCUGCAAGUGCACAUUGCUGGCUCCUGUUCAGCCUCUCACCCACUAGCAUCCGCCAGUACUUCUCAGCAGGGCUGCUCUCAAUCAGAACAUCCUUAAUCUGUAUUGAUAUUGGGACUUGGACUAACACAGAUGUGGCACCUUCUACUUGGCCUUGUUGGACUUCAUAAGGGUCACAUGGGUCCUUUCCUCAAGUCUGUCUAGGUCCCUCUGGAUGUCAAGGUCCCUUUGGGGACUGUCCUGCAGUUCUAGACAUUUUCUUCCUCAACUCCAUCUCCCAGCCUGGGCUUGUGACACGCAGGACAAGGUAGAGUUGAAAUUAGUCACAGGGAAAAGGUGAAAGUCAGUGCAGAGCUACUCCAAGCACCUCAGGACUUUUCUGCUUUCUUCUCAUUCCCACCCUACCUGUGGGAGUGGCACCCACCUCAUCCCAUUAUUCCUAGCAAGAGAAUUCAGUUCCCUCUUGAGGAAGAGACAGUGGGUGCUGAUGACUUCAUGCACAAUUUCUGACAGCUCUUCUCCUCUGCAUGGAAAGGCAGCAGAUGGGAGAGAGCAUUAAUCUGGGGAAUGUGUUGGUGACUCAAAUACCUUGUGUGAAACAGAAGUGCAGCUGGAGCGGUUCCAGCAGCAUCACCAGGCCCAACACCUUGGCCUGACACUGUGUUACUGAUCUGCUUCAGUAAGCAUUGCCACUUUAUGGCCCUGCUGUAGAAUGAGCAGGAGCUGGUGGUCACACCUGUGCAAUGACCUUUUUUAGGCUCUUAAGGACACAACAGCCUUGUUAAAUAGGAAGAGAGGGUGAAAUGGGAGAGGAAAAAAGGUCCUGAUUUAAACACAGAAGUUGGGAUUUGCCUCGUCUUGUACAGAAGGUCUGAAAUAAGCACAAUGAAUCACACCCUAGAAAUGCUUGUUUCUGUCUACUGGCUACAAAGGGAAUUUAGGUGAUGAGUUCAGAUAUAGAGGUGCCAUAAAUCCCACCCCAGGUUUACAGUCACACCUGUUGCUGACAAGAGUGCAUGAUGAAAUUGGUAAAUAUCGUAGGAUGCGCUGAGGCAGGAUGGUGCUGAGAUCAUGUUGGGAGAGAGCAGAUAUGCAGGAAAAUAGGUAUGGAGUAAAUAUAGUUCCUUCUGAGCUAUUUCAAGCAUACAUUUUAGACUUGGACCAUCUCUUGACCACUCUGUAAUUCACUGGGCCUAAAUCCAAAGUAGUUCCUUGAGAACUGAUUGAGCAUCUUUCUUCUACUAAGAUUACUGAAAUAUCAAGGAAAUAUAUUUUACAUUUUACUAAACACUUGCAGGCACUUUUCCCAGAUGCUGCCUGGAAGUAGAGCUGGCUUCCUUUAAAGAAGGAGAAACAGUUUCUCUGUAGGUGAUGAAAGAGAUGAGAUUGGCUGUGAGCCCACGAGGCCAAUAUUACUCUUUUUUAUGGAAAUUCAGCGUCAUUUUUCAAUUCACUAUGUGAAAAUGACAAUUUUAUCCAUGAUGAACAGCCUAUAGGCUACACAGGAACACCUAAAGCUUGUGGCCUGCCUGCAGACCAGCAGUCCUCUACCAGCUCCUAGUGCUGGCUUCCCUUGGUGUCAGUGGAGGCAGAAAGAGCAGUGGUACGUUGAGAGCUUCAGAGCAGCCAGGUCAGGGUGUGCUUGCAGUACCAUUGGUAGGCUGUCUCUUCCCAUGGAUGGCAACAGAAGGGGCAGGAACCAAAGCAGAGGAGCCAAAGCAGAGAAGCCAGGCAGUGUGAGAACUGCCCAAGGCUAAUCCCUGGUCCUCCUGUGCAGGGACAAUGCCCCGUGCUGACCAUGGCAAAUGGAGACAAUAACAAGUAUAACAAAUCAUGGCUGCACGCACACUUACUGCCUUUAGCAACUCCCUGCCUUCAUAGGCAUGUUAUUUACGGAAACCUGGACUGCAGUGGUGCCUGCUGACCAGUGCCAUGUUGCAGUAGUCCUACAGAGUCCUACAGAGACUCUCUUCCAUGGAGCUGCCACAAUGCAGAAGCCAAAACCAAACAAUGCUGAGGGUGGGUGAGGGAAACAAAUAGGUGGAGAAGACAGUACAGAGUCAGCAAAAUAACAGGAUGCUUAAAUUUGUCACUACUUCUCCGGCCAGUUGCAACAGUCACAGAGACCCCUGCCAAUUUCCCAUGCUGCACGUAGCACCAGUGGCUGAAGAGGCAGUGUGGCAAUCCCAGUGUGGGAUCCAGCCACUGACCAUCCUCCUGACAGGCGCACUGGCAGUGCAGACAGUGCCUGGGGAGAUGUUGGUGCAUUGCAACUCUUCCCUAUCUCCCCUUUUCACACAGUGAACUCCUGUGUGACUGUCCCUGGCCAGAUGAGGUACACAGAGACCAGUUUAUGACUAGAAUUACUUUUGUAACGAACCACAGAGAUUCAUUUCCAUAUUUCAUUUACAGCAACAAACGCCAGCAGGUUUUUUGUAAAAUUAUUCGAGUUGGGAUGGCUUUGUUUGCAGCUCAUAAAAUAUCACUCAUGUUUCUCUCUGAGGAUGUGCUACCUGAGACCUCCCCCACUCUGCUACAGCAGUUUUUCUCUUUCUGCUGACCAUAAUCCCACAAUAGGUCCCCAUACAGCAGGCAAUAUUGUUUACACAGGUUAAUAAACAGAGUAUUCUGUACAGUAAUUUAUGCUGUAAAGUAUGUACAUAUAUCACAGUAGCAGUCACCAAUGCUUUAAACUGCCUUAUUUAUUAGAUCAGUUAGCAUUUCCCCCCUUGCUCCAGAAUACUUUAAAUUAUUUUUAUCUUUUGCAUUAGGUAUUUUUUUAGUUGCUGCAGUUUGACCCAAUUAUUGUCAAAAAAAAAAAGUCUUUACAGUAAAUAAAUACCUAAAAUUUAAGUAGAAAUAGCAUAUUCACUGUCCAUCCAACUAAUAAAGCUCUGAUUAUGAUUACAAAUAAAUGUGGUAUACUCUUAUGUGUGUAACAUAGUAUAUGCCAGAAAUCAUAUUCCACUUGUGAUCAAUACAAACAAGAGCUUUAGUAACUUCCACCUAUUUCAUUCUUCCAUUGUGAGACAAAAACAUAAUAAACUACUUAAUGUAAAAUGUUCCCCGUGAGAGCCCUGGUCUUAUUCCUCCCUCAGGCAAAACUCACAUUGGCUUCAGUGGGAGCUUUACCUAAGUAAAAGUACAACAUAGGGACAUUACAAAAAUAAAUAUAUCACAUAUAAACAGUACUUGUGCUUUGUAGUCAUUCCUUUCCUCUUUAGUAAGAAACAUAAGGUAGAUGCUACAACUGUAAUGCUCCUCUCACUCCUUCCCUUUUGCUGUACAAGUAAAAAAUUGAGAUUCAGAACCAAUUGUAUUUGUUCCAUUCACUCAAGCAAAAUACAAAUCUUUCAGGGAUCAGUUCCAAGUCAAACUAGAAGAUACAAAAAAAAUUUUCAUUUGUUUGUUUUCAUGUUAAAUUAUGUGACACAAUUAAACAGAUUAAUGCAUACAAAGGCAAUGAAAUUAAUAAUGACUUGUUUUACCGUUUGGAGAUUUUGCUAUGUCCGCAGUUCAUAUAAAACUCAUGUAGCACAGUUUCUGGGAUGGUGAAAAAUCCUACUGUAAUGUAACAGAAUGAGCCUUAAGGAUUUGUAAGAAUAAGCACUUUUAUAUUAAAAAGCAAAUAUUAAUUCAUCAGUAAUAUUACUUUUUUAAUGUGACAAUAAAUCAUGAAUUCAACAUC